Messenger RNA from Chrysoperla carnea, 1128 nucleotides. RefSeq names its product alpha-ketoglutarate-dependent dioxygenase alkB homolog 4. Bases 206 to 1105 code for a protein of 299 amino acids. The transcript has 4 exons. Gene Ontology annotation, biological process: oxidative demethylation. The record is from RefSeq and is a predicted model, not a curated record. NCBI's taxonomy places the organism in Eukaryota, Metazoa, Arthropoda, Insecta, Neuroptera, Chrysopidae. Gene Ontology annotation, molecular function: demethylase activity; oxidoreductase activity.
CUGUGACAGAUGCAUAGACGGUUCUCUUGUCACAGUCAGUGAUUGUCACAUUUAUGUCUCAAGAAUAUAAAUAAAAAAUGUGCGAUUAAAAAAGUAGCAUUUUAUAAUUUAAAAUUAUGAUUUAAUUUCAAAACAAAUUUUUUAUUUGUUAAGUCCUUCAAUUUUAAGAAAACAUAAUUUUUAAUUUCUAACCUAAAAAUAAAUUAUGAAUACGAAUAGAGAUUGUGGAUGUAAAGGAUGGAAUUCCUGUUUAGUAUGUGAAAAGCAGUAUAAUUUACCCCCAAAUUUAACAAAAACCAAAAUUGAGGAUUUGGAAAGUUAUGUUUACUGUCCUUGGUGUAAUCAAUUAUGGCCAGGUUGGGAUAUGAAUUUAUAUCAAUCGCAUCCUCAACAUUUCGGCAUUCCAAAACGAUUUCCAGGUGUUUUUAUUGAUAUGAAUUUUCUAAAUGAGAAUGAAGAAAAUUUUUUAAUGAAUGGUAUUGAUAAUAUGCCAUGGGAUUUAUCACAAAGUGGACGCAGAAAACAAAAUUUUGGUCCUAAAUGCAAUUUUAAAAGGCAAACAUUACAAUUGGGCAAUUUUAAUGGUUUUCCGAAAUUUUCAAAAUUUGUACAAGAUAAGUUUGAAACAAUACCAUUAUUACGUAAUUAUCAAACAAUUGAACAAUGUUCGUUAGAGUAUACGCCAGAUAGGGGGGCAGCUAUUGAUUUACAUAUUGACGAUUGUUGGAUCUGGGGGGAACGUAUUGUUACUGUAAAUUUAUUAUCUGAUUCUAUAUUAACGUUAAUUAAAUAUAAUGGUAACGAAAAUAGAUAUAAUUUAAAUUGUGUAAAAACUUAUCCGCCGGUUAUUCCAAAAGAUGAGGAAGAUUACAAAGACUUAGAAAGUCUUAGCACGUCUGUUAUUAGAAUACCGAUGCCGAGACGAUCUUUAUUAGUUUUAUAUGGAGGUGCAAGAUACGAUUGGGAGCAUUGUGUUCUUCGUGAAGAUAUUCUAGAAAGACGUGUAUGUUUAGCGUAUAGGGAAUUUACCCCACCUUAUUUAUCAAAUGGGUGUUAUGAAAAUGAAGGAACUGUUGUAAUUGAUAGAGCGAAAAAUUUCUUUUAAUAAAUUUUUUUAUACAAAUACAA